GAAUUUCGUAAACAUAAACAGACAGCAGGAAUCCGCUGUUCCGCUCUUGAUCGUCUGACCCGCCCAAAGUUUUCCGAGCAAUUUCUCAAAAACAAACUCCGGAAAGAGUGAAAAGACAUUCAUUUGUUUGCUUGGAUUCUUGGUUCAGUUCCUGUCUACAAGAAUGUCGAAUGACAAGUCUGUCAAAGUUAAGGUUGGAGAAGAAGAACGAGUAUCGCAAAGUUUAUGCGGUUGUUCGGUCGGAAAAUUUUGGAAAUGGAAGUACAGUGUCCAUAAACAAUGAGCAGAAAAAACAACUAGGUAUAGAAGGAGACUAUCAUGCCGGGCAUAUCAUUGCCAAAAUGCUUGGAGGAUCGGGAUCGGACGUAAAUAAUCUCGUCCCCAUGCACAAAAAUUUCAACAACAGUGCCUACAAAUCUUUCGAAUUUGAAGUCCGCAAGAUGAUUGAGGAUUCUGAAAAAUUUUACCCCGGAAAACAAGUAGAAGCUCGUAUCACUGUUUCCUUAUUUUACAAUCAAGGUUCCAAUAAACCAUAUCGAAUCAAGUAUGAUGUUGCCAUGUACGCUAACGGCGUAGAAAAGCCGAGUUACGUUGGAGAUUUCAAACUGAAUGAAAAUGGACGACACUAAUUUAAAUCGAGGAAAUUUUUGCUUUGACGCUUUUUGCAGAGCUAUAACUCUGGCUUUUUGUAACCAAUAAACAUUUUUCAAUGUUGAAUGCGUAAUCAGGCGCCGCGCAAUGUAUUUUUUUUACAAGAAAGCAGAUUUUAGUACGUACAAGAGUGCUUUUACAGCCAUCUGGCAACCGUUUUCGUUACUAACCUACCUAGUGUCUUCUGCAGUGGUUGAUUUGUUGACGUUUAUUGCUCGAAAAUUCUCCAACCCACUAACAUUUACUCGUUUAGUAAUCAAAUUUCAAAAUGUCUUCUCCCUCGGUGAAUACUUCAUUGACUUCGUCCCCACAGAAAGAAAGAGACAGCAAAGAAAGAGAAAAUCCAGAUGAAAACUAUGAUCAGUUUGAUGAUGAUGAACCUGAUUUGCAUUAUGGAUCCACUUCAUCAGGCAGAAAGCGCCUCUUCAGCAAGGAACUUCGUUGCAUGAUGUUUGGAUUUGGUGAUGAUCAAAAUCCCUAUACAGAAAGUGUUGAUCUGCUGGAAGACCUUGUUAUUGAAUACAUCACUGAAACGACGCACAAGGCCAUGGAAACUGGACGGACAGGCCGAGUUCAAGUUGAAGACAUGGUGUUUUUAGUUCGCAAGGACACGCGUAAAUUUGCCCGCGUCAAAGACCUUCUAACCAUGAACGAGGAGCUGAAGAAAGCUCGUAAAGCUUUCGAUGAAGUCAAAUAUGCAGGCGUUUCCUAAUUUUCUAUCCCGAAAACGCGUGAACGGCCUCAUUUAUGUAUCCUGCAGCAUCCAGCAACCUUUUUUAACAAUAAAUAAACUUUCGUCAUUUUUUUCAAUCCAAAA
Molecule: messenger RNA, 1468 nt
Organism: Daphnia pulex (common water flea)
Lineage: Eukaryota; Metazoa; Arthropoda; Branchiopoda; Diplostraca; Daphniidae
Product: transcription initiation factor TFIID subunit 13-like
Exons: 4
Coding region: 920-1363 (147 amino acids)
Biological process (GO): transcription by RNA polymerase II
Cellular component (GO): transcription factor TFIID complex
Molecular function (GO): protein heterodimerization activity
Source: RefSeq, a predicted model, not a curated record